UAAGAACCCAGAUUUCGAAUUCCUCCUCCUGUGCUCCCUCUCCCCCGUCCCCUCCUCUCGCCGGCGCGAUCCCUCCCCGAGGUUCCACGCUCCUCGUCGACGCCGCUGUUCCAGCAGAUCCCAAGGGGGCACUUCCUUUUCGUCCGAUCCGUCCCCGUCCCGAUCCUCCCUGGGGAUGGCCACCUUCGAGCUGUACCGGAGGUCCACCAUCGGCACCUGCCUCACCGAGACGCUUGACGAGCUCGUAUCCAGCGGGGCCGUCAGCCCCGAGCUCGCCAUUCAAGUCCUUGUGCAGUUUGACAAGUCCAUGACUGACGCGCUGGAGAGUCAGGUCAAGAGCAAGGUUAACAUCAAGGGCCAUCUGCACACCUACAGGUUCUGCGACAAUGUCUGGACCUUCAUUCUAACAGAUGCAACCUUCAAGAGCGAGGAGAUUUCAGAAACACUGAGCAAGGUGAAGAUCGUGGCCUGCGAUUCUAAGUUGCUGCAGCCUCAUCAACCAUAAAUUGACAGUAGGCAUGUCGAUUGAUCACCAUCCAGUUUAGCUGAAUUCAUACAACUGCUGGCAUCGUCCAGUUUAGCUCAGCAUCCUGGUGCCACCCAAACUUUCCUAGUUCAUGUGAAUUUGCCCUUUCUGAAAGUUGUUUCUGUGAAUCUAAACAAUCGCCGUGGCACUAGACUAGAGUACCAUGGCUGCCAACUUGUUAUCCUUACUGCAUAUAAAUAUGGUUUCGCUUGUUUUUGUUGAUAA
Molecule: messenger RNA, 751 nt
Organism: Panicum hallii
Lineage: Eukaryota; Viridiplantae; Streptophyta; Magnoliopsida; Poales; Poaceae
Product: transcription initiation factor IIA subunit 2-like
Exons: 4
Coding region: 176-505 (109 amino acids)
Biological process (GO): RNA polymerase II preinitiation complex assembly; transcription initiation at RNA polymerase II promoter
Cellular component (GO): transcription factor TFIIA complex
Molecular function (GO): RNA polymerase II general transcription initiation factor activity; TBP-class protein binding
Source: RefSeq, a predicted model, not a curated record